Molecule: messenger RNA, 891 nt
Organism: Colletotrichum higginsianum IMI 349063
Lineage: Eukaryota; Fungi; Ascomycota; Sordariomycetes; Glomerellales; Glomerellaceae
Product: Enoyl-CoA hydratase/isomerase
Exons: 2
Coding region: 1-891 (296 amino acids)
Source: RefSeq, a predicted model, not a curated record
AUGAAUAAAUCAGCCGCCAGUUUGCCAGCCUCGUACGCGGCUCUCGAGUAUGAUGGCCUGGCUGUCUCGCACGUCCCGCCGAGCUCGUCCGCGGUCACCAAGGUGGUCGUGAUCACCCUCAACCGACCUCACAAGUACAAUGCCGUGACUCUCGACAUGCUUGACGGCCUCGAGGCGCUCUUCAACACCAUCAGCGAGGACCCCAGAGUCCGCGCCGUGGUUCUCACCGGGGAAGGGAAGGCUUUCUCGGCCGGGGCCGACCUCGACGUCGGGGGUGGCCGCGUCGCGUUGGCCAUCACCAACUGCAAGAAACCCGCCGUCGUCGCCGUCAACGGCGCGGCAGUCGGCAUCGGCCUCACGAUGACGCUGCCCGCCACCAUCCGCGUGGCCUGGGAGGGCGCGCGGUGCGGGCUCCCCUUCUCCCGGCGCGGCCUCGUGCUCGAGUCCUGCAGCGCCUUCUUCCUGCCGCGCCUCAUCGGGCUGUCGAGGGCGAGCCACGUCGUGGCCACGGGCGACGUGUACGCCGUCACGGACCCGUUGGUCGGCGGGCUCUUCUCGAAGCUGCUGCCCUCGCCGGCGGAGACGGUGCGGUACGCGAUCGGCCUGGCGGGGGAGCUCGCCGCGAAGACGUCGCUGGUCAGCACGAAGCUGAUGCGCGACAUGCUGCUGCGGUGCCCGGCGAGCCCCGAGGGCGCGCACGUGCUGGAUUCGCGCGUCUUUUUGCAGCUCGCCGGGACGGCCGACAACGUCGAGGGCGUCACGAGCUUCCUGGAGAAGAGGGAGCCGAACUUCACCGACACCGUGAGCCGCGAGAGUGUUCCGUUUUGGCCCUGGUGGGACGGGGAUAUGGGGCGAUAUGUCACUCAGCUUGAGAAGGCCGCGAAGCUGUAA